CACCACUUUCCGCAAACAUGUCUACGGUACACGUUGAGAACAUCUCCACGAAGACGACGCAAGAUGAGAUCAAGUCGUUCUUCAGCUUCUGCGGAAAGAUCUCAGACAUCUCGGUGACGCCCACCAACGAGAACUCGCAGUCCGCCAGCGUCACCUUCGAGAAGCCCGCCGCCGCGAAGACGGCCCUGCUGCUGGAUAACACCCAGCUCGGGCCUAACUCCGUACACGUCACAGCCUCCAAAUCCAUCGAUGAGCUCGCCGGCGACAAGGCCGCCUCGGCGGAGGAGGCGAAGGACGGUGACCACCACAUCGAGCAGGAAGAGAAGCCCCGCGCUCGCAUCGUCGCCGAGUACCUCGCGCACGGCUACACUAUCUCAGACAAGGCCAUCGAGCAGGCGCUCGCCUUGGACAAGCAGCACGGCAUCAGCACCCGCUUCACCAACGUCCUCCAGACCUUCGACCAGCGCUUUCAGGCCACUCAAAAGGCUCAGGCCGUCGACACGAAGCUCGGUGUGUCGGACAAGGUCGUCGCCGGCUGGCGUGGACUCAACUCGUACUUCGACAAGGCUGCUAGCACUCCUACCGGCCAGAAGCUGAGGGAGUUCUACGUGCAGGGCAACAAGACCGUGCUCGACGUCCACAACGAGGCCCGCCACUUGGCCGAUCUUAAGAAGACCGGAGGUGAGAAGUCAUCAUCCGAGGAAGCUACCCCCCACCCGAUUGAGGGAUCAACGAAGACCCAAUGCAACUGCGCCUCAGACAGCGGCAAGUGCGGUUGUGCUCCUGGCAAGUGCGCAUGCUCGGGUUGCGCCAAGGCCAAUGCUCCCACUACUUCCACUUAAGUGAUAUCCAUACGUUUCUGAGAAGCGUCAAAACCGAGGCGGGUUUUUGAUUUCGUGUAUGUUUAGUAAAGGCUGCGGGCUGGGGAUAGGACCAGGUUGACGAACUGGCGGAG
Molecule: messenger RNA, 955 nt
Organism: Paraphaeosphaeria sporulosa
Lineage: Eukaryota; Fungi; Ascomycota; Dothideomycetes; Pleosporales; Didymosphaeriaceae
Exons: 2
Coding region: 18-842 (274 amino acids)
Molecular function (GO): RNA binding
Source: RefSeq, a predicted model, not a curated record